Ruditapes philippinarum (Manila clam) is the source of this 771-nucleotide messenger RNA. RefSeq lists its product as uncharacterized. The coding region runs from base 1 to 771 and encodes 256 amino acids. The record is from RefSeq and is a predicted model, not a curated record. The transcript has 13 exons. NCBI's taxonomy places the organism in Eukaryota, Metazoa, Mollusca, Bivalvia, Venerida, Veneridae.
AUGCUUAAACGUUUGAACUUGCGUAGACGUGAAGAAAGCAACCCAGAGGAUAUUGCUCGUGGAAUAGUACAGGAACAUCGAGAGGGGAAUUCCGGACUAGGUUACCAAGCAGCUGGGAGAAUGUUGUUUAUAAGAUAUGGAAUCAGAGUUUAUCAAAAUACAAUUGUUCGUUUGAAAAAAAUGUUCUGCAGAAGAAUUGGAGAAUCUGGUUUGGACCCACCUACUGAAAUGGUGCAGUUCAGUGUAUCUAUUCAAUUCAACACGACGGUACUUGAACCUAAAGAAGGAUUGAGGAUGGACAUUAAAGCUGAUCCAAAUUCAACGGUGUAUGUUAUGAUUGAAGAUAAGAGGAGCAGACUACUGGGUACUGGAAAUGAUGUGUUUGACAAUGAGAUUGUGUCAAUGGUGGAAAACAUAGCUUCGUACGAUGAUGAUGUGGUAAUGCUGUCAGAUAUACCUAUAUUUACCAAGACCAACGCCAUGGAUUUACUGAUGUUUAAUACAAAUCUUCCUAAACAGUGUUUUCAUAUCACUACUCCACCUCCACUACAUGUAACUUUCCCAACUUGGAUACCUGGAAUGGUCCCCACUCCUGCACCAGGUGCUGGUUUUGGAUCUCCAUAUAACUUUCCAACACCACCACCUGGUAGAACAUAUUGGCCAGGGGGACAAACUACUGUCACUACAGAACCUCCUCACAUUGUUGCUAAAGAAUUUAUCCGACUGCGGUUUCCCGAGACAUGGUUGUGGGAAGAACAUCACGUUGGGUAA